AUGAUCAAGGUGCAAUUUGGGCAGCAAACCGAAAAUCUGCGUCGUUGGCGCCUUUACGUGGGCGGUGGUGCUUUUUCGGGAAUCAUGUCUGCCAGCAAGAGGAAGUCGGCGGCUGAAGAUGACCUCUCGGAUGCUUCUUUAUCUAGCCUGGAGGAUGAACCACCGAAAAAGCAGACCAAGUCGGGGACUUCUACGACAAAACUGCCGGAUGUUAGGAGAGAAACUUCUGCCAAUGGUGACAAAUUAAUCGAUUUGACCGGAAAGAAAUACGUUACUGUCCGCAAUUUUAAAGGUCGCGUUUUCGUGGAUAUUCGGGAAUACUAUGAGGACAAGAGUGAUGGCGGCCUAAAGCCCGGGAAAAAGGGCAUUUCAUUGAACGUGGAACAGUGGGACAAACUGAUAGAAGUUAUGGACGUUUUGAACGCGGAUAUCAAGAAAAUGUAA
Messenger RNA from Dibothriocephalus latus, 444 nucleotides. Lineage: Eukaryota; Metazoa; Platyhelminthes; Cestoda; Diphyllobothriidea; Diphyllobothriidae. The record is from the annotation of a GenBank genome assembly.